Molecule: messenger RNA, 1116 nt
Organism: Carassius carassius (crucian carp)
Lineage: Eukaryota; Metazoa; Chordata; Actinopteri; Cypriniformes; Cyprinidae
Product: suppressor of SWI4 1 homolog
Exons: 11
Coding region: 1-1116 (371 amino acids)
Biological process (GO): rRNA processing; ribosomal large subunit assembly
Cellular component (GO): preribosome, large subunit precursor
Molecular function (GO): rRNA binding
Source: RefSeq, a predicted model, not a curated record
AUGGCGGCGGCAUUGCUAGUGGAGGUGACCACUCGAGACUAUGACUGUGUAAAAUGUAAUACAUACUAUGUCUUCCUACAUGAAGCAGUAAAAGGCUUGCACAUCUUUGCAAAGGGUCCAACAUUAUAUUUCUGUGUUGCAAAGUGCUCCCUCAUCAAAGAUGUCAUUUCGUCUUUAAAGAGGCACAGGAUGCAUGAACAGCAGUUGUCCCAUCAUCCUUUACCAGAGCUGAAUAAUUUUGGCAUGGAGUGCAUGCACGUCAAGCUGAUGGCAACCAUGUUCCAGAACAUGUUCCCCUCGAUCAACGUACACAAGCUCAACCUCAACAGCAUAAAGAGAUGUGUGCUGUUAAAUCAUGAUCCUGUUUCCCAGGAGGUGAAGUUUCGGCAUUACAUCCUGAAGGUGGUGCCUGUGGGCAUGAGUCGAGGGGUGAAGAAGCUCAUGCAGGAGAAGUUUCCCAACAUGAGCAAGCUGGAGGACAUCAGCGAGCUCCUCAUGAAAGGUGUCGGCCUUUCAGAGAGCCAGGCAGAGCAGAAUGGGAACCACAACAUCACAGAGUUGCCACAAGUGUACUCGGGUUGUGGAAACAUGGCCUCACAGCAGAGCGCAGUUCGGGUAACUGAGAUUGGCCCCAGAAUGACUCUGCAGCUGGUGAAGAUAGUAGAAGGCAUGGGGGAAGGAAAAGUGCAUUAUCAUUUCUUCGGUAAGAGAACAUUUAGUCGCACAGCCUAUCUCGAGGAAGAGCUCCAGGAGAUGCUGAACGGGAAGGAAGCCUGUCUGAAAGAGAAAGAAGAAUGGAAGAAAAAGCAAGAACAGAACAUUGCCCUAAAAAAAGAAAAACGGGAUCAGAACAAGAAAAGGAGCUUGGAGGGCAUCACGAGAACGCGGCAGCAGAAAGGGCAGGUAUCUGAUGAUGAAGUGGAGGAUCCUGGGAUACUGGAGGACCAGGCUCCAGCUGAGGAGUCUAAGGAUGAAGCAGAGUAUUACAGACAGGCUGUGGGGAAGGAAGCAGAUGAAGAUAUUUUUCCUGGUGCAAAAAGGAAGCGUGGUCCUGGAAAGUUUCCAAAUCCCUUUAAAAAAAAGGAAGCUGCCAUCGGGGAAGGGGCCUCCUCAUGA